Messenger RNA from Salvelinus sp. IW2-2015, 5551 nucleotides. The record is from RefSeq and is a predicted model, not a curated record. NCBI's taxonomy places the organism in Eukaryota, Metazoa, Chordata, Actinopteri, Salmoniformes, Salmonidae.
AUGCUGGCAGAGCCCUGUGUUUACAAGGAGCUGAUUGAAGAGCGUUGCGAGAUAGGCCUGCUCCCUUUAAACCGCUGUAAACAGAACAUUAAGACCGCUGAGACCAGGGAGACCAAACCCCUCUGGGAGGGGCCAAACUCUAACCAUGGCCUGCGUAAGGUGAUGGUGCGUGCCCACCGGCAGGCGUGGUGCUGGCAGGAUGAGUGGUACGGUCUGACCAUAGAGGACAUCAGACAGCUGGAGCUGGAGACCCAGCUAGCCCUGGCCACGAAGAUGGCCCAGUACAGCCUCAGUGACACCGAGGAGGGGGCAGCAGAGUCCAACAGGACCCCCGUCACGCCCGACCGGGACUUGGAGGGGGCCCUGCGGGACGGGGGAGAGGUGGAGGGAGGAGGGGCAGGGCUGGGAGAUACGUUACAGACGCGUGGAGAGCUCACCAAGCAGUGGUCAACUUCGUCUAGGUCGUCUAACAGAUCCUCGAUGAGAGGAGGUGAGUGGGAAAAGCCUUUAACUUUACAAAUCUCAAAUCAACCCCUAGACCCUAGACACUUUUUAAGUGGGCAAGAGGACUUCUCUGGAGAUGAGGAGAUGUUAUUACAUGCCAAGGAGAUGAACAAGUGGAGUUCCAAUGACCUGAUGGACAAGAUAGAGACUACAGAGACAGACGAAGGCCAGGAGAGCCUGUAUCAGGAGUCGGGUGAAGACUAUACAGUAACCAGUAGUGAGGAACGACUGAUUGAGGAUGGGUCGUCUCAGCAGUGUCUGACGCCUUCCAAGAUCCACGUUCUGGUUCUGGUUCUUCACGGGGGUAACAUAUUAGACACUGGAGCAGGUGAGCCAAGUAGUAAGCAGGCUGACGUCAACACUCUGAGUGGAGCAUUUGAGACAGUGAUGAGAGUGCAUUACCCAGCAGCCCUAGGACACAUUGCCAUCCGCAUGGUCCCCUGCCCGGCGGUGUGUGCCGACGCCUUUUCACAGGUUUCCAAUCUCAGUCCCUAUAGUUUUGAUGAGGGCUGCCUUUCCAACAGUCAGGACCACAUCCCUCUGGCUGCACUGCCUCUAUUGGCCACUUCCGCUCCGCAGUACCAAGACGCCGUGGCAACCGUCAUCCAACGAGCCAAUCAGGUGUAUGGAGACUUUAUCAGGUCCUUGGAAGGGGCAUCCUUCUCCGGACAGGUGUGUGUGAUCGGGGACUGUGUAGGUGGUAUCCUAGGGUUUGAUGCGCUGUGCAGCAGUAACGUCAUCGUUUCAGAAAGCCAGAACAGCAGUAGACGAGGCAGCACCGUCAGCGUACAGGACACAGACCUCCUCUCCCCUGGCAUCAUAAUAAACAGUGUCUCUCUGUCUUCUCCGUCUUCUCCGACUCUGGAGAGCAGUCGCCAUCUUAGUCGCAGUAACAUUGACAUCCCUCGCAGCUCAGGACCUGACGACCCCAAGAGAAUGCUGCCUCGCAAACGCAGCGACUCCUCCACCUACGAACUAGACACCAUCAAACACCACCAGGCAUUCCUGUCCAGUCUCCACAGCAGUGUAUUGAGAACAGACCCAGGUUCGAGGCGCUCCAGCGGGAGUACCAUGCUAGAGGGAGGGAGGCUGGACUUCGAGGUGGCAGACUUCUUCCUCUUUGGUUCACCUCUGGGGCUGGUGCUGGCACUGAGGAAGACUGUGGUGCCGUCCAUAGAUGCGGACCCCUCUGCCUCCCGCCUGGAGCCCCUUCUAGAGAAGAGGUUUCACCAGCUGCCCCCUUCUGUGUCCCCCCGAUACCAACGCUUCCCUCUGGGGACGGACACUCGGCUCUGCUGGUGGGAGACAUUGCAGAGUAACCCCCAUCUCCUGUUGGAGUCCGUACCCCUGUCAGUACCUGCCGCUUGCAGGGGGAGGCCGGACAUGCUCCACUCCCACUGUGGUAUGUUUGUGGACACCCAGUACCCGUCCUCCCCGCUGACUGGACCCCCCCACUCCAGGGGCCCCCGUAGGUCCAGUGAGGCCAGCAUCGCUAGCCAGGUGUCAGGCAUGGCCGACUCAUACACUGCCUCCAACAUCACCAACAUUGCGUCUCGGUGGUGGGGCAGUAAGCGGAUGGACUUUGCCCUGUACUGUCCUGAUGCCCUCACAGCCUUCCCCACUGUAGCUCUGCCUCACCUCUUCCAUGCUUCAUACUGGGAGUCCACUGACGUCGUCUCCUUCCUACUCAGACAGGUUAUGAGGCAUGAGAACUCUAGUAUUCUGGAGCUGGAUGGUAAAGAGGUGACCGAGUUCAAGCCCUCUAAACCCAGAGAGAAAUGGCUGCGCAAGAGGACACAUGUCAAGAUCAGGAACGUUACGGCCAACCACCGUGUGAAUGAUGCUGUGUUUACUGAGGAUGGAACACAGCUGGUGAUGGGACGCUUCAUGUACGGACCUCUGGACAUGGUCACUCUCACUGGGGAGAAGAUUGACAUCCACAUCAUGACCCAGCCCCCCUCAGGGGAGUGGGUGUACUUUGACACCGAGCUGACCAAUAGCAGCGGACGCAUCUCCUAUGUCAUCCCAGAGAGCAAGAGGCUGGGCAUCGGAGUUUAUCCUGUCAAACUGGUCGUCAGUCCCACGACCCCCUCAAGACACAAGGCAAACUUCCUCAAGGCCUCAUCUUUCAUCCCAGAUGGCUAUGCGUCUCAUCUCUCCCAGCUGGAGUACAGUCAGAGGUCUCGUCCUGCCAAGACCGCCAGCGCCCGUAUCGUCCUCCGUAAGGGCAGCUUUGGACUGGGCGCGGCCGGGGGGGACUACCUCCGCAAGCGCAACCACAUCCUGCGCUCAAUCAACCCAACUGGGGGGGCGGGUUCUAGCUCCUCUGGCCAAUCAGGACGUACGGAACGUACGCUGAGCCAAUGCGAGGUGGAGAGGGAGAAAGCAGCGGGGACCCAGAGGAGUAUGAGUAUAGCAGCUGGGUGUUGGGGCCGCACCGGGAGCACCAAGGAGGAGUCAGGAGGAUUACUCAGCCCUAAGUAGGGCUCACCAGACUGGGCUACAGGGGGAGGGGACCCUGCCUGACUGGACCUGAGCACCAUCUCUGGACUGGCCCUGAGAGAGAGAUGGAGAGAGGAGGAAAUAUGGUUAAGAGAGAGAUAAAGAAAAUGAUGGGAUGAAAGAGGGAUGAAAUAGGGGAGGGAUAGGGUUAACAGAGGGAUGGAGAGGGAGGGAAAAGGGCAGAGAGAGGGUCUCUGGGGAAAUGGAUAUAAAGCCAGAAAGAUGGGUGUUGCUCUAACUUUGAUGUACAUUUUAUAAAGACGUUCUACUGUAUCAUGAGAGUCUCACAGUCAAGACUUUUAUAUUACCUAUCUUGGCCACGAAAAGAACUGUAAGGAAAAACGAAACAUUUAAACAAACUAUCGUAAGCCUUAAUCGUUGCCCCCUUGGGGCCUGGAGGGCCCACCCUGGUCCGAGGAAUGGUUGAAUUUACUCUCUGCAUCUAAAGGACAAUGGGAAUUCACAACCACUCCAGCUCAGGACAGGCCCAGACAGUGGAGCCACCAAAAGAAGUGUCAAUGGUGACCUGGAGGUCAGGGUGGUCAGUCUGUAGCCAUGGCAACAAGCCAACAACUUCACCUCUGAUUUUAUCCCUUUAUCUCCGCUGAGAUACUGUCAACAAAGAAGCACCAUUACCCUAAGGAAAGAUUGAGGGAAGAGGAGAAGAAAGAGGGAGAAGGGUAAAUGGAAAAAGGGUAGAUACAGAGAGAGAUGCAAGGCAAAGGGGAGGGAGCGGCAAGGUUAUGGAUGAGGUGUAGAAAAUCCCUCUAGUCUCUAUUUUCCUCUACUGUUUUCAGUGUGGUACUACACAGUGGUUUGUAUUGUCAACGUUGGCUCCGCUCCAGUCCUUUUCAGUCAAUAACAGAGUAGCUACAGUACAGUACCAUGUAUCUCAGUAUGGCCUGUGGGCUGUCCCAGGCCUUAAACACCAACGACAUGUUUAUGAGUCAGACUCUGAAGGAACCCAGGACUGAGCUAAACAAGACUUGGCUUUGAUAUAACAGAAGACAUUAGUGACACUUUUCCGCAGACAGAAAACAGCAACAAUCCCUUUACCAGACCAUCUGCUUGCAAUACCUUUGAGCCACAAGUGGUGGGCGUUGCCACUCUCCCGCUCUGUUUUCCAUAAGCAUGAUGCUGUUGGUAGUCAUUCAUUCAUCCUGCGGCGCCCCCUAGCGCUCAACAUUUGUCAUUACAUACAAUUCAGUGCCCACUGGACUUUCCCUAUGAUACUCUGAGGAGUCUGAGCUCUUUCAUUCUUGAGGGAUGGGAUGAAUGCUAUUCAUUAGACAUUACUACAUUUCAGUCUGGAUAAAGACAUGAUUUGAUUUGAUUACACUUUAUUUUACAGUUCCCCUAUCCUGUUUUAGUUUACCUGGUAGUAAUACCUCAUGAUAGACGCCUUCUGAUACCAAGUUGUUUCCAACUGUGAUUAUCUGAAGUACCAGAGAAUAUACAAUGUUAUUCCUUAGCAAAUACCAGCUGUCAUAGGACUGUAAAAUAAAGUGUUACUGAUACUUUGACUAAAUCUAUGGCAACCUGUACACAAAAUGAAAGAUGAACACCUAACAGAGAAGCAGUAGUAGGGUUGGCACCCUUUUCUCUCAUACUGUCCUGUUUUCUGGCUCCUACUGGUUAGAUAUUGAUAUGAGAGAGUGUUCCUUUAUCAUCCACUUCAAAUAUAUUCCCAUUACUAAUCACACAAAGCCAACGCACGGCCAAAACACCUAUCUCUCUCUUAACGGCUGCAGUAUCUCAACCUGUUCAACCUCGUUGUUCUUAGCACUAGUUUAUGGUGGAGAAUCUAGUUACCAUCUCAUGUAGCUACAUAUUGUUACCUUUGUAGUGCAUGAUAUAAUAACUAUUCAUUAUUGCAGGGUAUGUGUGCUACAGCAGUACUUACACUCAUGUACAUUUCUUAAAUGUCAGGAUGACUUAAUAAUGUAAGUAAAUGUGCCAAGUACAAGACAGUUGUUGGUUGGGUGUGGAAAGACAAUGUACCAGGCUGUAACCCACCUUUCCUUUGUGCUGUGUAUGGUGAGAUGAGUUGGAGCUUGUUGCAUUCAGAUCAUGACGGCGUGGCUUUAACUAAAAGGCUGUGCUGUUAUAUACUGUAUUUUACAGAUGUAAAUCAGAUUAGAUCUAUGAAUUUGUAGAUAUGUUUUAAUCCAAUAUAUUGUCCAUAUCUAAGUAAAGGACAUAAUUGCUGAUAUAGGAUGUGGUUAUGGUUUUACUUAUGACUUGAGCGCUUGUAAGCUCUAGCAUGUUGCUUUGAUUCUAGGGACAUGCUACUAUUGUCAACUACAGUAGGGUGGCAGGUAGCCCAGCUGUUAGAGUAUUGGACCAGUAACUAAAAGGUCGCUGGUUUUAAUAACCCAGGCUGACAAAGUGAAAGAAAAUCUGUUUAUGUGCCUUUGACCCUAAUUUGCUCCCUUAUAAAACAACUAAUCUUACCUAUGUGGUGGGAUGUAGGGAUACCUAGUCAGUUGUCCAACUGAACAUAUCUUCCGCAUUUAACCCAACCCCUCUGAAUCAGAGAGGUGCG